This is a messenger RNA of Strongylus vulgaris, 1212 nucleotides long. The record is from the annotation of a GenBank genome assembly. NCBI's taxonomy places the organism in Eukaryota, Metazoa, Nematoda, Chromadorea, Rhabditida, Strongylidae.
AUGUGUUUACCCGCUUUACUGGAUAAACUCAGUGGUUCACAGGGUAUCCUGCGUUCCCACAUGAGCACAACGCCGGUGGAUUUGGCGAGAUUCCGAGUCAAAGAUCCGGUGGAAUGGUUGGUUGAUGACGUGGUGUCGUGGAUGCUCGAUGUGGCAAAGCGACAUGGAAUUCCUUUUGAAGAAAUGAAUAUGCACAGAUUUGCGAAUCUCACCGGCCAACAGAUGAUCGGCAUGACCGAGCAGAAUUUCAUAGAACGAGAUCCCAUCUGGGGACCUCUCAUCUAUAAUGAGUUCCGCAAAAACCUCGCCGAAGAUACCUCAGUGAUUGAUGAGAUUAUGAAGAAGUAUAGUGCAGACGAGGAUGCGGUAACGGCAGCCAAUGGAACACCGUCAACAUCGUUUGAGAUCCCAAAAACGCACAUCGCCCCCAAUCCUUCGCCGAUGGUUCCACAAUUCCAUACACUUACCCAAACUCUCAAUCACACACUCAAUCAAACGCUGAAUCAAAGCAUUCAGCUGAAUACAAAUCUGGCACAGAAUUUACAGCAAACGCUAAAUCAGUCAUUAGCAACAAGCCUUGCUGCUGGAUUGUCUACAGUGCCCAAAAGAAGGUGUUAUGGAUCUCCUAAAUCAAGUAUCUUAGGUUCUGAGGACUGCUCAAACAUUGCUGAUUCAAAGGUGAAAAAGAACAAAGAUGGCAAGCCCCGGAAGCGGUCCCAACAUACCAAAGGCAACAAAUUGUGGGAGUUUAUUCGCGAUGCUCUGAAGGACCCGCUCACAUGUCCUUCGGUAGUUCGAUGGGAAGAUCCGAUCGAAGGAGUUUUUCGGAUAGUUGAAUCAGAAAAACUGGCUCGACUAUGGGGCGAACGGAAGAACAACACUAAGAUGACGUAUGAGAAGCUGAGCAGAGCGAUGAGAACCUACUACGAGAAACAGAUUCUCGUCCCUGUGCCAAAGACUGGUCUUUAUCCCAAGAAACUCGUGUACUACUAUAAUACGAAAAUCCUGCUGCCGGUGAGCGGUCGCCGUCUCGUGUACAAGUUCGGUCCCUCAGCACGCGGAUGGUCUUCCAAUGAACCGAUCCUCUUCUCCAACUGCAGCGCUAACGUCUACAGUAGCGACGAAGAGGAGAUGGCAGUUGGCGAAACCCUAUCAGCGUAUACCUCCUUCGAUGUAGAGUAUCCCAUCAAGUACCGAGAACUUCCGGUUUAG